Drosophila kikkawai is the source of this 1824-nucleotide messenger RNA. It is a transcript of the gene Cyp12a5, whose product is annotated as Cytochrome P450 12a5. NCBI's taxonomy places the organism in Eukaryota, Metazoa, Arthropoda, Insecta, Diptera, Drosophilidae. The record is from RefSeq and is a predicted model, not a curated record. Gene Ontology annotation, molecular function: oxidoreductase activity, acting on paired donors, with incorporation or reduction of molecular oxygen; heme binding; iron ion binding.
CCGAGAGCGAGCAAAGUUCAUAGCGUGGCAAAAAUGCUGAAAGGGCGGAUCGGUCUAUAUAUUAUUCAGUCGCAAAGAGCGGCAUUCUUUUCCACCAGUCAACAGCGUUGGCAGACGAAUGCGGCUGCCGCUGAAACCAGAGACGAUCCGGAAUGGCUGCAGGCCAAGCCUUUCGAGGAGAUACCACGGGCCAAUAUGCUUUCCCUAUUCGCUAAAAUCGCCCUGCCCGGUGGCAAGUACAAAAAUCUCGAAUUGAUGGAGAUGUUCAAGGCCAUGCGAGAGGAUUAUGGUGAUGUAUUCUUCAUGGGCGGCAUGCUGGGCAGCCCCGCCUUUCUCAUGACUCACAAUCCGAAGGACUUCGAGGUGGUCUUCCGUAACGAAGGCGUGUGGCCCUUCCGGCCUGGCAGCGAUACCCUGCGCUACCAUCGAACAGUGCACCGAAAGGACUUCUUCCAGGGCGUAGAGGGUGUCAUUCCCUCGCAGGGCAAACCCUGGGGCGACUUUAGAUCCAUUGUGAAUCCCGUACUCAUGCAGCCCAAGAACGUAAGGUUGUACUUCAAGAAGAUGUCCCAGGUCAAUCAGGCAUUUGUGCAGCGUAUUAAGAACAUAAGGGAUCCCAGCACUCAGGAGGUUCCUGGUGACUUUAUAGACACGAUCAAUCGCUGGACACUCGAGUCGGUGUCUGUGGUGGCCCUCGACAAGCAGCUGGGUUUGCUCACGGAGGAAGGCAAGGACAGCGAGGCCAUUAAGCUUUUCAAGCACCUGGAGGAUUUCUUUGUGCUGUCAGCCGAUCUGGAGAUGAAGCCAUCGCUCUGGCGUUACAUCAAGACCCCUAAGCUGAAGAAAAUGUUGGCGGCCAUGGACGGCCUUCAGGACAUCACAUUGGCCUAUGUGGAGGAGGCGAUCCAGCGACUGGAAAAUGAGGCCAAGGAGGGAGUGGUGCGUCCAGAGAACGAACAAAGUGUCCUGGAGAAGCUCCUAAAGGUGGACAAAAAGGUGGCCACCGUAAUGGCCAUGGAUAUGCUGAUGGCUGGAGUGGAUACGACAUCAAGCACCUUUACUGCCCUGCUGCUCUGUCUUGCCAAGAACCCGGAGAAGCAGGAAAAACUGCGAGAGGAGGUGAUGAAGGUGCUGCCCGAAAAGGAUUCCGAGUUCACCGAGGCCUCCAUGAAGAAUGUCCCAUAUCUUCGUGCCUGCAUUAAGGAAUCCCAGCGGAUCUAUCCCCUGGUGGUCGGAAACGCUCGCGGCUUGUCCAGGGAUUCGGUAGUUAGUGGCUAUCGGGUUCCGGCUGGUACCUAUGUGUCCAUGGUUCCCAUAGGUUCUCUGACCAGUGAGGAGUACUUCCCAAAAGCCUCCGAUUUCCUACCCGAGCGCUGGCUGCGAAAUGCCAACGAUUCUGCCGGCGGCUGUCCAGCAAAUGAUCUGAAGACCAAGAAUCCCUUCGUGUUCCUGCCUUUUGGAUUCGGACCCCGGAUGUGCGUGGGCAAGCGCAUCGUGGAGAUGGAACUGGAACUGGGCAUUGCCCGACUCCUGCGGCACUUCUCUGUGGAGUUUAACCAUUCUACCAAGAAUGCCUUCCGCUCGGCUCUAGUCAAUCUACCCAACAUACCGCUUAAGUUUAAGUUCACCGAUUUACCCAACUAAUUGAAACAAUUUUGAAUGGAUUUUGAUAUUUUCUGUUGUGAUAAGAUAGGUGUGUGAAUAGUAUAUUUUUUUUAUUGUUAAGUUUAUAGAAUUGUUAAUAUAUUAUGCCUUAAGUGAGAUCCAACUAUUAAGGAAGCAAUUUCUUUCAGUGCAUUAAAUUAAAAUCCGGACUAAAUAACA